AUGUAAUAAGUUAACGCUGUAAAGUAGCAGAAAUAAGUAUCUGUGUUUUAAUAACCUUAAAAAGGUAAACAAGCCUAAAAAAAGAAUAAAUGGGAUGCUCAAAGCGAUCCGAAACAAGAGCAAUAAGAUUAAAACAAAUAAAAAUUAUAGACAGCUUCCGUAGUGUUGGAUAAAAAUAAACCUGAAUCAUAGCUUUCAAAAGGAACUUAAAUGAUGAAGGAAAGUUUAAAAUCAUCGCAAAAAUCUCAAACUCUGAGGAGUGAUAAAAAGCGAUUCACAUAGAACAGAACAACUCAAAACAAUUAGACUCUAAUUUUACUAUAGGAAAAUCAAAUUUAUGAGAAACCAGCGAGAGAUGAAGAGUCAGCAUCAGAACAGUAUAAUACCUAUAAUAUAGAAUAAGAGCACUCAAUGAUUAUUUUAAAUGAAGCAUUAACAAGAUAAGCAUCUAAAAAGGCAUUUGAGCAAUUAUUAAAAGAAAAUGAGUCAUAUAGAUUGGAUGCCUCCAAUUUUGGAGAUUGCAUCGAUGAAAGUUAAACUAACAAACAGUAAUAAACAAUAUAAAGGGAAGUAUAAGAUAAUUAGGAAGAUCUCAAGAAGUAAUUUCAAACAACUAAUGCAGAAGAAAAACCUGAGGAAUAGGAAGAAAAGGAGAAUAAUAUUUUGUUAAUGCUCCAUGAGAAUCUAUAUAAUGAAGAAAGUUAAAAUUAUAACAUCGAAUUGAAGGUGAACCAUAAUUUUAAAUGGUUAUUAAUGGAGAUAAAAUACUACUAGGACAAUAAUAAAUUGCUGUAUUUUAGGAAAAUAUUGUUUUUUAUUGUAGUUGGUUUUGAGAUUUGUUGUUAUCGUUUAUUGCAAUGGACAGCUUUUGAUCUUUAUGAAAUGUUUCUGACAUUAACGAAUAUCAUUUUGUUCCUCAAUAGAUCAUCUACUUAAUAAAAUGAAAUCUAAUCGUAUUAAUAUAUACUAUGUGCACUCUACUUCGCAGACUCAUUAAUUCAUUUGGCUGGUCAAGGAUUUAAAAAAUACAUCUCUUCAUUUUGGAAUAUUUAUGACUUAAUAAUUUUGAUAUUAUAUUUUCUAUUCCUUAUAGAAAAUGAUUACAUUCCUUUUGAUGUUUCAACCUUUAGAUUGAUAAGGAUUCCCUUUUAUGUUGGUAAGAUUAGCAGUACCUUAAACAUUAUGCUUAUGUCAAUCCAAGAGGCCGUAAAACAGAUAGUUGAAAAUAUAUUGAUUCUGAUAUUGUUCACAAUUCUCAUCGCUUUGAUUAUGUUGUAUGCAUUUAAUGGAGUCAUCAGAUAUCGUUGUAUGAAUGAGGAAUUGGGCAUAUUUUCAUUAGAGAAAUUUGAAGAAGAUGUGUGUGGCUAUGUUGAAUGUGAACAUGGAUAUAUUUGUGCUCGACAACUAAGUAAUUUAGAUACUCCAACUCAUUUUGAUGAUAUUAUUUUCUCUUAUUUCUAAACUAUCAGGACUAGUGUUGUGAAUGAUUGGACCAUCUCUAUGUACGUAUUAAUGAAAUAGUUUAAUCCCCUUGUUUGUAUCUUGUACAUUUUUAUCAUCUUCGCUAUCAAUAAGUUUUAUUUUCAAUUGUUGAUUGCAGUCCUAAAAGUAAGCUAUCACAAAACUUAAGAAUAUUAUGUUAAAAACCCUAUCAAACCUGAAUCUUACGAAGAUCAGAUUAGUGUAAAUCUAUAAAAAUUAAAGGCCAUUGGCAUGUGGUAGUACUACUAAAUAUCCUAUAAGAAUUAUUUAAAAGGGAAAUCUGGUAGAUUAAACAGUAAGUCAUUCUCAAACAAUUCUCAAGAUGAACCUCAUAUAAAAGGAUAAAAGCACAUAUUUCCCGAAACUGCUAAUUAAGAAAAAACAAAGUUGUUAUCAGCAAGAUAAAAAAAUGAAAUGAUAAAUGAAAGACAUUUAAUUUAACAAUAGUAUACAUUUGGUAGUUGGAUAAUUUACAUCCUCUUCCCAAAUCAUAAACUUCAAAAUUAAAUGAAAAUUAUAAUUUAAGCGAAUGAAAAUCACUUUAACGAACUCUAACUCUAUUACACUUUCUUAAGUAUUGAUUAUCUCAGUCUUAAUAAGUAAAUAAUUAAGGGAACUCCCAAUUAAUUCAAUUCUAUGGAAGAUUUAGAAAUAUAACCUAAAGCACCUAUACCCACACAAACCAAAGCCAAAACCAAAAAAAUUCCUAAAAUAUUUGCUACUUAAACUUAUGUAGUUGAUACACAAAAAGACCCAGUCAAGGAGAACUCAAAAAAAGAGGAGCAUCUAUUUCCAAUUAGAAGAUCGAAUUUCGCAAUGCAUUAUAAUUAGAUUCAAUAAGCCAAUGAGGAAAACAAUAUAUCAGUGAGAGAAUUGAGUGAAGAUGAAAUAAGUUCUAAUCUCGACCAAUCUAAACUUGAAAAAUACCCUUAAGAAAUAAUAUAAAUUAAAAAGGGAAAGAGCUUAAAGCAUAUGUAUUCCUAGAAAUUUCAAUAGAGCACCUAGUUUAGCAAAUCUAUACCCUAAUUAUCAAGAUACAUGUUAUUAGAUGGGAUAUAAUUACCUUAUCAAUAGAUAGAGAAGAUUAUAAAUGCGGAAUUGAAAGUAGAAACUUAAGAAAUUAAAGAUUACGAGCAAAAAUAUUACGAUUAAGAUUCUCAAAUAAUUGAGGGUUUUAUAGAAAAGAAAUGGUCAGGGAAUGAUCUAAUGAAAAAUUACAAGGCUAAUUCUGUGAUACAAGACUUAAAUAGAGGAUGGAAUUAUUAUUUUGCAAAAGGAUUUAUGUUUUAUUUAGAAUACAUUAAAUUCUAUCUAGGAAUUUUCAUUACUCAAUAAUUUGUUAUGGUAAUAAUCGAUAGUUUCGUAUGCAUUGAUACUUUACUCAUUGCAUUCUCAGAUUAUUAUGAUUCUGGUAUUUCAGAUUUCUUCGAUUUAUCAGUGAAUAUCUUAUUGGUAUUGGAGAUCCUCAUUAAAUCAAUAUGCAUAAAGGGUUAUUUAUACAAAGUGAGUAACAUUUUAGGGUGUUUGGUUAUCAUGAUUUCAGCCAUUGAAAGAAUUUUGACUCUCACAAUCUAUUAGGAUGAAGAGGUCUUAAUUGAAAGUUUCACCUACAUCAGAAUUUUGAAAUCAUUAUUCUUCUUUAGAGUCAUCAAAUACAAUACGUUUGCUCAAAAUAUGAUGGUGAUCUCAUAUUAGACAUUCCCUAAUUAUGCUAUGAUGACCUUGUUGUUAUUCUUUUUAAUAUUAAAUUAUGCUGUGUUUUCAUUGCAGAUCUUCAAUUUUCCAGAUAGUGGAGAAUUGGCAUUGUUUCAUUAUUUUGGUAACAUCUACUAAUCUUGGAUUGCAGUAUAUGACAUUUCAACAAGUGAUGACUGGUAUGGAGUAGUCAUACUAAGUACUUAAUAUAGUGCUUCAUACAUAGCAUUUCUAUUUUGUAUUUCAUUAGUAUUUAUAGUCAACUAUUUUGGAUUCGGCUUAGCAUUUGUUAUAAUUCUAGAUGGAUUUGCUAGUUAUUUAGAGAAUGUUGAGGAGAUCGAGGAAGAAAAAACUGAUGAAUAGGAUAAUCAAACUCAUACUUCAGCUAAGAUAAAAAAAAAUUUUACUCUCAAUAACAUCUUGUCUUCAUUAAUUCAACCAGAAGAGAAUGAGAAAUUCAAAAAUAUCAAAAAUCAAUAUUCUUUAUUCCUUAUUUCCAAAAAGAACAAAUUUAGAAAGUUAUGCUUCUCAAUUACUGAAAACCGAUUCUUUUAGUCAUUAAUGAUUCUAAUAUUGUGGGGCAGCUUAAUAAACUUAAUAGUGAUUACCUAUACUGAUUAAUAUCGACAUGAAGAGUGGGGUAUUUGCGAAAUAAUUAAGUUGAUCUGUAAUUUAAUCAUCCUCAUUGAUGGCAUCUUGUAAAUUAUAACAUAUGGUUUACUAUCAGAGGAUGGUUAUUUCAACAGCAUAUGGGUAUUUAUCGACUUUGUUUACAUAAUCUGUUAUUUUUUGCACAUAGCCACUCAACAUGAAGCCCUGGAAUGGAUGCUCUUUUUAGGUUAUUUGCGACCAUUAAAAGUCACAUCAACAUACGGUUUCUUUAUAAAUGAGCGAGGAGCUAUCAUGAAAUCAUUGGGAGAUAUUAUUUCAAUAUUUUAUGUAGUGUUAUUAUUUUGGUUCAUAUUUGCAAUUUUCGGUAUGACAAUUUAUAGAGGGAAGAUGGGUUAUUGUGGUGAGGCUACAAAUUACGGAGUUAGCAAAGAAGAAUGUGAAGAGGAGAAGGAGGAAUGGAUUGUUUACUAAUAUAAUUUUGACAAUAUUUUGGAGGCCAUGAAAUCGUUGUAUGUGUUAUCUACUUUUGAUCUUUGGGCUUAGACUUUAUUCAUUUGUAUCAAUAGUGCUCCUGAAACUACGGGGCCAAUAAGAUUCAAUAAUGAAUGGAUUUCUUAUUUAUUCUUUUUUUCAUUUACUUUUGUAGGGACACUAUUUUUCCUUUAGUUCUUUGCUGGAGUUAUAUUCGUAAAUUUCCAAUAGAACAAAUCACAAUUGCUUAAUCCAGACUUAACCUUAGAUUAGGAGUUAUUUCUGAAAUUAUCUGAUAUAAUCAUGCAAGACACACCAAAUUAUUCUAAACCUCCAAAGAAAGGGAUAAGAUUGGGAGCAAAGAAAUUGUUAAGCAAUUCCUAUUAUAUUUUUGUAACCAAAUACAGUUUGUUAAUAAACUUAUUCAUUCUAAUGUUAUUAUACGAAUCUGCAAGCAACCACUAUCUCAAUAUUCUGAAUGGAUUCCAACACUUUUUUAGUCUCAUCCUAACAAUAGAUUGUGUAGUCAAGUUGUUCUCAUUAAACAUUAAAAGAUAUUUUGACGAUGUUUGGAGAUAGAUGCAACUGAUAUUUGUGAUAUGUGCAAUAAUAGACUUCUUUUUGGAUAUCCAACACAGCAUAUUUAUCAGAUAUGUGAGAGCAAGCAGAGAUGACCCUUAUUUUGUGUGGCUGAGAUUAUUUAUACUUCAUAGAUGUUUACGAAUGGCUCUGAUCAUUCAGCAAUUCACAAGGAUAAGGAAGUUAUUGAAUGUGAUCUAUUUUAAUAAGAUGGCUUUGUUAAGGAUCUUGGGUCUGUUUGUAACAGUACUAUCGUGUUACUCUUAUAUUGGUUGUGAAUUAUUUUCAGAUAUCGAAACAGGUUUUAUGAUGAAUGAUCAACAGAACUUCACCAAUUUUUUCUAUGGGUUGAUAGUAACAUUCAAAUGCACUAUAGAAAAUGGAUGGAGAUUUAUUUAUUAGGAUUCGUAAGAGUAUAUGAAAGAGCACCAUCAGCCUUGGAUCUUGGCUCAAAUUUAUUAUUAUAGUUUGAUCUUUGUGGGAGCAAGAGUCUUACUUAAUUUAAUAGUUUGUGAACUGGUUUAAGAAUUUGAAAAGUUCUAUGACACCAGUAGUAGUUGUGUGGAAACCUAUGUUGAAACCAUCGACACCUUUAGAAAUUUGUGGUGCAAAUACUCUGAAGAAUUCUAAGGAACAAAAAUACAAACCAAAUAUUUGGCUCAUUUUCUACUUGAACUAGGAGAACCAUUGGGAGCACGGAGAGGAGAUAAUAUAUGGGAUGCUGCCAAACAUGCAUCUGAGUUUGAAUUGAAGAAGGAUUUUGAUGGAUGUCUUACUUUUAGGAAUCUUCUUUAUGAAGUCUUUAAAGCAGCGUUCAAGGAAAGCAUAUUCAAAAUAAGUACAAAGGCUGGCAAAAAAAUAAUGAAGGACAACGACAAAAAGGUUAAGUAUCGACUCUACAAUCAAAGAAAUCCUCAUUACAGAAGAGAAGUUGUCAGUUAGAUUGUGGAUUUGCAAAGCAACUUUAAUAUCCUUCAAGAGUAUCUAUACUUAUACAUGACAAUCAAAGCCUGGAAGGCUUUUUCAGAGCAUUUCCUUAAGGCAGCAGAGUAAAUUAGAAAUACAAUUGAAUGUACAGAAAGUGAUGUUGAUGUGGAAAUCGAGAAAUUCAAUAAGGAUUACAAUACAAAUGGGAAAGGGCGCAUUUAUAAUUAAGAUGCUGAUGACGAUAGUGGAGAAGAGGAGGAAGCUAUGUAAUUCAAUCCUGUCAGAAGAUAAAAGAAAAGAAGACCUACUGCGGAACAUUUGAGGAGACCCACCGAUGUCUACAUUUUACCCUAUUAUGACGAAUUGAGAGGAAUAGACAAAAGAGCAUUUGAUGCUGAUGGCAACAUUGACAACUCCAAAUACAUACUUAAACCAACCGAUUAAAAACAAUAAAACAAAUUAAAAUCUAUUACUGUAAUCAAGAAGAAGGAAUAAUUAAUUAAAUAUAAUGAUUAUAACAAAAGAAGAGACGCAAUAGACAAAUAAAUUUAAUCAAGAAAUAAGUACUUAUAUGGGUAUCAUGAUAAAAUGGUUCUAAGAUAAAUUGUUGAUGAUAAACAAGUCAUGUCACGUUUGGAUCCUAUGAAAGUGCCAAGCAAUUACAACAUCAUGAAAAUUGGUUCAAGGCUAAAAUGA
Paramecium tetraurelia is the source of this 6462-nucleotide messenger RNA. RefSeq lists its product as uncharacterized. The transcript has 2 exons. Gene Ontology annotation, biological process: calcium ion import across plasma membrane. Gene Ontology annotation, molecular function: high voltage-gated calcium channel activity. The record is from RefSeq and is a predicted model, not a curated record. Gene Ontology annotation, cellular component: membrane; voltage-gated calcium channel complex. Lineage: Eukaryota; Ciliophora; Oligohymenophorea; Peniculida; Parameciidae.